Cavia porcellus (domestic guinea pig) is the source of this 1267-nucleotide messenger RNA. RefSeq lists its product as uncharacterized. NCBI's taxonomy places the organism in Eukaryota, Metazoa, Chordata, Mammalia, Rodentia, Caviidae. The transcript has 7 exons. The coding region runs from base 1 to 1236 and encodes 411 amino acids. The record is from RefSeq and is a predicted model, not a curated record.
AUGCUGCCCCUGAGGACAGUGAUAUCACAGAUCAGCAGAUUUGGGGGUUCUACUUGGAAGGAGCCCACCCCUCAGCUGACUGGUGCUGUCCUGCACGAGGUGAUUAAUGGUCAGACACACCUGGCCAAAGGGGGAGCACCUCUGCGACAGGCACUUGUGCCCAUCUGCCACUUUGGAAGCAGGGCUGGAUCACAGGGUCAGGAGCACCUCCUGGCCAGGGAACAUGAGCUGAGCAGCUGUCCUCUGGGAGCAAGAGGUCUCCUGUGGUCAGCAGGCUGCUCACCACCUGUGGAUGUACCUCUUGCUUCAUCCCCACAGCCUUCCUGCACCCCUUUGCUCCUGCCUUCCAACAUGACUGGCCCCUUGUGUGCCAUCACUGAGAAAACCAGAACUGAUGGGAAAAAGUCACAGAAAGACGAGGAGUGUCUUCUAAUGUCUGAGAAAAUCAGCCACAAGUGUGCUCUCCCUGGGGGAGAAAAAAAAGAAUGCUUGAAAGGCAGUCGGGGCUGGCAGAAGUUGGACUCUCAUUGUCAGCUGAGGAAGGAGGCUGCGAAAGGAAAUGGGAAGAAAGCAGAUACACCGAUAGGCAAGCUGGUGUCCUUCCAGGCAGUGUGGAAUACCAGACUUCAGAAGGAAGCUAGGAUUGAGAAGUCCCAGGAGCCCCAACAAGAGAGUGAAGAAAAAUGGGAGCAUAGAGAUAGCACCUAUGUUCGUGCAUGUUGCACCCCAUUAACCUGCCUACCACACUGCACCAAGUCCCAACGCUUCCCUGCAAGCACCAAAUUCCCAGGAGAAAAAGGAUCAACCAGAAGGCAACACACAGAUCAUUGUAACGAUUACAUAUGCAUCAGUCUGGUGGCCUCUGCCCAGCUGAGGGCUCACUUCCCUCCGGAAGCUGUGCACCAAAGAACCCGUCCUAGCCACCACUGGAUCUCAGGCUCUACAAGAGGAAGGACUUGGAGGCUGAGAGCUGGUGAGCCUUUUAGAUGGUGCUGCAUUUGUGGAGAAGAGAGUUCCCUCCUGCAGCAGGACUACAUGAACCAGCAAAAGAGGCAGCGUCCCCAGUCUCCUCACAACUGCAGGUGUACCUGGAGCUGCAGCCCUGACUGCUUCCAAACGGAGGACCGGGAGGUAUCUGCAUUACGAGAACAUGGCAAGGGCUUCAGCAGCCAGAAGUGGGUUGGAAUUUCCUGCCGAAUCUGUCAAGGGAUCUUUAUUAUUAUUAUAUUAUUUUAAAGAGAAAAAAUAAACAGUUUCAAAACGAUAA